CAUCAUUCAUCAGUGUGCUAUACAAUUACUCUCCUCUUCAAACUCAAAACACAACACAAUUAUGCUUUCUCUCAAACUUCUUCUUAUUUCCUCUGCCGUUAUUUUCACGGCUUUAGGAUUAAAAUCUUCUCUUCCAUCAGCCACCACUAACCUCACUCUCCUAUGGAACUUCUUCCUCAUGUGUUUCACUCCUCCAUACCUCUUCAUCACUGUCAACACCAUCAUCAUCUCCAUCGUUGCUUCCUCCAGAUUUCACCACUCUCACACUCAACCCAACCAUCCAAUUGUGGACCCCACUCCUCCUCCUCCUGUUUUUGUCGUCGACACCAUCCUUGUUAACAAUUCACCACCUGAUCCCAAAACAGAAGAAGAAGAUAUUAAACAAAUAGACCUCGGAAUUUUGCAACCACCGCCAAAAGAAGAAGAAGAAGAGACCAAACAAAUUGACGUUGGAAUUUUUCCACUGAAGAGGAUGGACUCGCCGGUUGAUAAACCUCUCCUUUCUACUAGGUUCACUCACCGGAAACCUCUUAAAUUCGGUCCAGAAGGUGGGAAGUCGUUGAAGGUGGUGAAACAAAAACGGCACGAGACGUUAGAAAACACGUGGAAGACAAUAACGGAGGGUCGGUCAAUUCCGUUAAGUAGACACAUGAAGAAGUGUGACACGUGGCAAAACCGUUAUGAUGAUGACCCACAUCAACAAGAAGAUUCUUCCACCGUCAGUGUAAACGAUUUCAACUUCAACAACAAGACAUGGAAGCUGAGAAAAGAACCAUCGUUGAGUCAAGACGAGUUGAAUAAACGCGUUGAAGCUUUCAUACGUAAGUUCAACCAGCAAAUGAGGUUGCAAAGACAAGAAUCCUUAAACCAUUACAUGCAUAUGAUUAACCAUGAUGCUAGUUAAGUUAAUCAUGCAUAGUUUAGGUACAUAUAUAUUUACAACAGAAACAAAAUUGUGUAAAAAAAUUAACAGUAUAGUGUGCUGGAUAGUAUAUUUACAUCAUAUUAGGCAUUUUUUAUUAUUUUUUUGUUGUGCUUGUAAGUUAAGGUUGGAUUAUUGUCUUUUACCAAAAAUAAGAUGGGACUGUUGUCAUAGCUAUAUGUUUUUUUUUUUUCCUAUGGUGCACGUGUGAUAAACGUGGACCAAGUUCCUGCAUGUAUUUUGAGAAACUUAGGAUCAUCGUGUUAGUCUCUAAUUAACUGAAUCAAUGGAAGAAUGUGAUGAUUCUAUUUUAUUCA
Molecule: messenger RNA, 1239 nt
Organism: Medicago truncatula (barrel medic)
Lineage: Eukaryota; Viridiplantae; Streptophyta; Magnoliopsida; Fabales; Fabaceae
Exons: 2
Coding region: 62-904 (280 amino acids)
Source: RefSeq, a predicted model, not a curated record